AAUGCUACACGCUAAAUACUUAAUGCUAGUAACUGUAAAGCUACGGAACUAACAGAUAAGUCUAACUUUACACUAAUUUUAGAGGUUGUUGGUAAUGUCUUAAUGUGUUUUAAAGGUACUUGUGUUUAUUAGGAUCACCAGAGACAUACAAAAAGAUCGUUUUUUAGUCAACUGUUUUAAUUUGUAAUUUAAUUGUAAUUUGUUUGUUUCAAACAGCCGGGAUGUGCUGACGUCAAGUCACGUGAUUAAAGUGUCUUUGGGAACAUUCCUACACUUAUUAAACAACGCCUCACUCGCGCUUCCCACCUCCGCCAGGCAGCAGCCUCCCUCUCGCCCUGCUCUUGUUGGACUGCAGCAUCGAGCGGCGGCGGCGGCGGCAUCGAGCAGCAGCAUUUCGGCGGCGUGCCUGCAGGAGCUCACACACGUCCCCACUCUCUGCUGAGAUGCCGUCUAAAAGAUAAGAUGGCUGCUGAACCCGUGCAGGACUGAUCACACUCCACGGGGCUCGACCUCCGCACUUAAUUAAAAGUGUCCCGGCAGUUGGUGGUUUGACCUGAUAAACCACGGGAGCGGCUCGUUACAAAACAGUUAGUGCCGAGCUUUGUCUGAGUCAAGAUGAAUGACGCGCACAACAACAGGACUUCCCUGGUCAAAGGCGCCAAGGACAUCGCCAAGGAGGCCAAGAAGCAAGCUGGCAAGAACCUCACCAAGGCAGCGGACCGCGCCUCGGAUGAAUACUCGGCGCACCGCAGCUAUAAUCAGUUCCAGAACGAGGACGACUACAAUUCCUACGGGCAGCCGGGCGGUGAACGCGACGAGGACGGGGCGUCCAGCGACGCCACGGAGGGACACGACGACGAGGACGAGAUCUACGAGGGCGAGUACCAAGGUGUGCCCGCCUGCCAGGACGCGCCGGUCGCCCUCGGCCAGCCGGCCAGCGACGGCCUGAAGAGCCACAAGGAGCUGGAAGGCGAGCGGCAGGCCGACGAGGAGGAGCUGGCGCAGCAGUACGAGCUCAUCAUGCAGGAGUGCGGCCACGGGAGGUUCCAGUGGCAGCUCUUCUUCGUGCUCGGCCUGGCGCUCAUGUCGGACGGCGUGGAGGUGUUCGUGGUGGGAUUUGUGCUGCCCAGCGCCGAGACGGACAUGUGCGUCCCCAACUCCGGCGCCGGAUGGCUAGGAAGCACGGUGUACCUGGGGAUGAUGUUCGGGGCCUUCUUCUGGGGGGGUCUGUCGGACAGGCUGGGCCGCAGACAGUGCCUGCUGAUAUCCAUGUCGCUCAACGGCUUCUUCGCCUUCCUCUCCUCCUUCGUGCAAGGCUACAGCAUGUUCCUCUUCUGCCGCAUGCUGUCGGGAUUCGGGAUCGGCGGCGCCGUGCCCAUCGUCUUUUCGUACUUCGCUGAGGUGCUGGCUCGGGAGAAGCGAGGCGAGCACCUGAGCUGGCUCUGCAUGUUCUGGAUGAUCGGGGGAAUCUACGCCUCGGCCAUGGCGUGGGCCAUCAUCCCGCACUACGGUUGGAGUUUCAGCAUGGGCUCCGCUUACCAGUUCCACAGCUGGAGAGUGUUUGUGGUGGUGUGUGCCUUCCCCUGCGUCUCAGCCGUGGUCGCCCUCACGUUCAUGCCGGAAAGCCCUCGAUUCUUCCUACAGAUGGGCAAACACGACGAGGCGUGGAUGGUCCUCAAACAAAUCCACGACACCAACAUGCGAGCCCGCGGAGAGCCGGAGAGAGUCUUCACCGUCAACCGCAUCAAGAUCCCCAAGCAGCUGGACGAGCUGGUGGAGAUGCGGAGCGAGUCCACCAACGCCGCCCUCAAAGUUCUCAUCAAAGUCAAGACAGAACUCCGGGGGAUCUGGUCCACGUUCAUGAGAUGCUUCGACUACCCCGUGAAGGACAACACCAAGAAACUGGCGGUGGUUUGGUUGACGCUCUCGUUCGGGUACUACGGACUGUCGGUGUGGUUCCCCGACGUGAUCAAGCACCUCCAGGCCGACGAGUACGCCUCCAGGGUGAAGAUUCACAACAACGAACGCAUCGAGGACUUCACCUUCAACUUCACCCUGGAGAACCAGAUCCACAGAAACGGGGUGUUCCUCAACGACAGGUUUAUCAGUAUGAAGUUCAAGGCCGUGUCCUUCAUCAACUCCUCCUUCAUGAAUUGCUACUUUGAGGACGUCUCCUCGGUGGGGUCCUCCUUCAAGAACUGCACCUUUGUCGACUCCUUCUUUUACAACACAGAUAUUGACGAUGCCAAGCUGACAAACUCCAGGGUAAUCAGCAGCUCCUUCCACCACAACAAGACGGGCUGUCAGAUGACCUUUGAUGACGACUACAGCGCCUACUGGGUCUACUUUGUCAACUUCCUGGGAACGCUGGCCGUGCUGCCCGGAAACAUCGUCUCGGCCCUCCUCAUGGACAAAAUAGGGCGUCUCAGCAUGUUAGGAGGCUCCAUGGUGCUGUCGGGCAUCAGCUGCUUCUUCCUGUGGUUCGGCACCAGCGAGUCCAUGAUGAUCUUCAUGCUGUGUCUCUACAACGGCCUCAGCAUCUCCGCCUGGAACUCCUUGGAUGUUGUCACCGCAGAGCUCUAUCCCACGGACAGGAGAGGCACCGGCUUCGGCUUCUGCAACGCCAUGUGCAAGCUGUCGGCCGUCCUGGGCAACCUGAUCUUUGGCUCGCUGGUGGGCAUCACGAAGGCCAUCCCCAUCCUGCUGGCGUCGUGCGUGUUGGUGGGCGGCGGCCUGGUGGCCCUGCGGCUGCCGGACACCCGGGCCAACGUCCUCAUGUGAAAGCUGAGUGCGUCGUUUACCAGGCCCGCGCAAACGACUUUACCUGACCGCCGCCGCACCCUCCUUAUUCAGAAAAAGGUUGCAACUUCACAUGGUUUGAAGGAAACGGCGAUUCAUUUGGGUUAGGUCUCCCUGUUCCCUUCAAAGUUGCAUCGCAUCCUUUCGUUCCGCUUCUGUGCCGCGUUACAUAGUUGGAUAAAAAAGUGUUUUUUUAUUUAUUUAUUUAUCGGCCGAUAAAUGCUUUAAAAUGUAAUAUCGGAUAUUAUCGGUAUCGGUUUCAAAAAGUAAAAUGUAUGACUUUUUAAAACGCCGCUGUGUACACGGACGUAGGGAGAAGUACAGAGCGCCAAUAAACCUUAAAGGCACUGCCUUUGUAUGCCGGCCCAAUCACAUAAUAUCUACGGCUUUUCACACACACAAGUGAAUGCAAGCAUACUUGGUCAACAGCCAUAUAGGUCACACUGAGGGUGACCGUAUAAACAACUUUAACACCGUUACAAAUAUGCGCCACACUGUGAACCCACACCAAACAAGAAUGACAAACACAUUUCGGGAGAACAUCCGCACCGUAACACAACAUAAACACAACAGAACAAAUACCCAGAACCCCUUUGUCAGGUUCAAACACUGAUGACAUCUAUUAAACAAGACAAGAGGCAAAGAAUUAAACAGAGACAAAAUUAAAUUUGGACUCAAUAUAUUGAGGAGAGUCGCCCGGACAUUGUAUCCUUCUACAAUCUCCAGCACGCUCUGCCAAAAGAUUGUAUGCCUCCUUCUUUUAUUUUGGACCGACCACAUGGCCACGGCUGUUUCCAAAGGACAAAGGUCGCAAAAAGUUCACAGAAAAGGUCGUAAACAAUUCACAGAAAAGGUCAGUUCAAAAAGAGUUCGUAAAAUACUUCAAAAAGCGGUCCAUAAAAAAGUUCAAAAAGAGUUUGUCUGGAAAUUGGGCAGAUCCUGCCAUGUCCGCUUUGAAGUCCUUGGGUUAGAACAAUAUCUUUCUGUUGAUUACCAUACAUGAGAGAAAACAGAAAACCCUUCAUGUGGCUUUCCCCCUUACACAGUGGAGUUUUACCAGCCUUCUUCUUGGUAGGUUUCAAAGACAGCUUUUGUCGUCUUGCUAGGAACUCAUUUCAACACAAAGUUUUUUGUGAUAACUUACAAACAAUUAUUCUAACACCCUUGCAGCACUAACUCUUCCGGGACGCUACAAUAUACACCCCAACCCCGCCCACCUCAUCCUCCUCAUGCUCUCUCAGGGAGAGCAUGUCCCAAAUUCCGAGCUGCUGUUUUGAGGCAUGUCCAAUAAAUAAUGCACUUUGUGACUUCAAUAAUAAAUGUGGCAGUGCCAUGUGGGCAUUUUUUUUUUCCAUAACUUGAGUUGAUUUAUUUUGGAAAACCUUGUUACAUUGUUUAAUGCAUCCAGCGGGGCAUCACAACAAAAUUAGGCAUAAUAAUGUGUUAAUUCCACCACUGUAUAUAUCGGUAUCAGUUGAUAUCGGAAUCGGUAAUUAAGAGUUGGACGAUAUCGGGAUAUCGGCAAAAAAGCCAUUAUCGGACAUCUCUAAUUUUUACACAUCAAAGCGGCAGCCCUUUUCUGAUGUGGGGUUUAAAACAAGCUUGCGUUAAUGAUGGCCGCCUCACACCUAAAGCUGCUUUUUAACUACGUUUUUCAAGCCGACACUGAGCUGUAGCUUUACCUUCGACAGCGGGAUUUCCUCUUAAGCAAGCGAGCGGCCGCGGAAGCCUCACUUCCUGUACUUUGCACGCGCCAAAUACUGUGACAAGUCUAUAUUAUUUAUACGUGUUUACGCGCUCGUCCAAUGGAAAGCAUGUACAGUAUCUGCAGGGGAAACCCAUUUUUUCUUUGUAUACAAAAAACAAGCACCUUUUCUGUAUAAAAAGAAAUAGAUUUGGCGAUACAUUGUUUGUUUUUUUGCUUUGUCGGCGUGUGUAUUUAUUUAUUUGUGCAGCCUUGUUGUCAUGGGAAUUUAGUAGGAUUUCAUGCAAAAAAGCCAAAAAUAAGGUUAACAGUAGAGAUCGACCGAUUAUCGGCCAGGAUAGUGCCGAUAUUUGGCAUUUGGACGUACAGUAGAGGCCAAAAUUUUGGACACACCUUCUCAUUUCAAUGUGUUUUCUUUAUUUUCAUGACUAUUUACAUUGUAGAUUGUCACAUCAAAACUAUGAAUGAACACAUGUGGAGUUAUGUACUUAAAAGGUGAAAUAACUGAAAAACAUGUGUGAUAUUCUCGUUUCUUCAAAAUAGCCACCCGGUGCUCCACUCUUGUAAUAUCGGAAAUUAUCGGUAUCGGUUUCAAAAUUAUCGGUAUCGGUUUCAAAAAGUAAAAUGUAUGACUUUUUAAAAUCAAAGCAAAAAGCCAAAAGUAAGGUUAACAGUAGAGAUCGACCGAUUAUCGGCCAGGAUAGUGCCGAUAUUUGGCAUUUGGACGUACAGCAUACUUGCCAACCUUGAGACCUCCGA
Molecule: messenger RNA, 5263 nt
Organism: Entelurus aequoreus (snake pipefish)
Lineage: Eukaryota; Metazoa; Chordata; Actinopteri; Syngnathiformes; Syngnathidae
Product: synaptic vesicle glycoprotein 2C-like
Exons: 14
Coding region: 616-2781 (721 amino acids)
Biological process (GO): chemical synaptic transmission; transmembrane transport
Cellular component (GO): membrane
Molecular function (GO): transmembrane transporter activity
Source: RefSeq, a predicted model, not a curated record